AUGAUUUCCUCGACGUGUGAAACAUUAACGUUCACGGUUAGAAGGAAAGAUCCAGAACUGAUAUCCCCAUCAAAACCAACACCUCAUGAACUUAAGUUUCUCUCAGAUAUCGAUGAACGUCUUCGUUUUCACACACCAGUUAUUCAAUUCUAUCGUAACAAUGGAAAUGAUGACAACAUUGUUAUAGAAUGUAGAACAUCAGACCCAGUCGAUGUCAUCAGAAAAGCCAUAGCUGAUGCACUUGUCUUUUACUACCCAUUUGCUGGGAGGGUACGAGAAACACCUUAUGGGGGAAAGUUAGUUGUAGAAUGCAUAGGUGAAGGUGUCAUGUUCAUCGAGGCGGAUGCUGAUAUUCGUCUUGACCAGUUCAUCUGCAUGGAUGCAUUGAAACCUCCAUUUCCAUGCUCGGAUGAGCUCCUUUAUAUUGCCCCUGGUUCAGGAGAUGUAAUUAACUGCCCUCUCUUACUGAUUCAGGUGACUCGGCUUUUAUGUGGAGGAUUCAUUCUAGCCCUUCGUCUCAACCACGUUAUCAGCGACGCUCAAGGCUUACACCAGUUGAUGGUUGCAAUUGGUGAAAUUGCUCGUGGCUCUGGAUCCCCAUCUGUGCUCCCUGUUUGGAAGAGAGAACUCCUAAACUCUCAUGAGCCAUUAUCAAUACCCAACAGAGAUUAUGAUCUUGUACAUGAAUCUAGAAUUGUUUCUCUUCCUUUCGAUCAAAACCAAAGAGUCCAGCAUACCUUCUUCUUUGGACAGCAAGAGAUGACAUCUAUAAAGAAACUCCUACCUCCUCAUCUUCGUACUUGUUCGGAUUUCGAAAUCCUCACAGCAUGUCUAUGGAAAUGUCGAACUACAGCAUUCAAUCUUGAUUCCAAAGAAGAUGUUCGUCUCUUUUAUACUGUGAACGGACGUGGAAAAGACCGCCUAAAUUUGCCAGUAGGAUUUUAUGGUAACGCAUUAUUUUACGGGAUGGCAUUCUCAACGGCAGAGAAGUUGUGUAAAAACCCACUUGGAUACACAUUGGAUUUGGUUAUAGAAUCUAAGAAAAAACUUCUCAAUACAGAAACUGUAGGUGAUGGAAACGCAACAAUGAAGAAGAAAAUGUUUAGGUCAUGGAUAGCUUUUAUGACUAACUAUGCUUUGGCAGGGAGUCACUACUUUGUUACAGAUGCCACAAGGGCAAGACUUGCGGAAGUGGAUUAUGGAUGGGGAAAAGCUGUAUAUGGUGGGAUUAUGAAAGCAAAUUCUCUUCCAAACCCUGAAGAGAGAUGCUUUUACAUCCCUUUCGAAAACAGCAAAGGAGAAUAUGGUAUUCUUGUGCCUCUUUCUUUCCCACUGGAAUGCAUGAAGAAGUUUGUGAUCGAGGUUGGAAUGAUGGCUAUUCAACCACCUGGUAGGGGCUGUAAUCAAUCUCAGACAUUUAAAAAACUGAUUGCUUCUGCACUUUAA
Papaver somniferum (opium poppy) is the source of this 1446-nucleotide messenger RNA. Its product is annotated as benzyl alcohol O-benzoyltransferase-like. The transcript has 2 exons. Bases 1 to 1446 code for a protein of 481 amino acids. The record is from RefSeq and is a predicted model, not a curated record. NCBI's taxonomy places the organism in Eukaryota, Viridiplantae, Streptophyta, Magnoliopsida, Ranunculales, Papaveraceae.